AUGCCUGUGGUGCUACCUCCUCCUAAUCCAUCGCAAAAAACAGCAUGCCUUCUGUACAUGGAGGCCUUCGAUAUUAUUAUUUCGAACUCACGUUUCUUAACUGUUGGAAGUGAAGGCAAAAAUAAGUAUUCGUCUGGGCCGGACCAUUGUAAAUGUAAUGUGAACAGCAGUCAAGGUCGUGCAAGUUUCAUAAUUGAUGUCGAAGUUGGAGAAAACAUAGAAGACCCCGAAAAAGAAUUCUCUUUGACGAGUGGAACUACGAUAACUUUUCAGUUGGAUUUCUUACGAAGUCGGAAUGGCUACUGGUAUUUAGAUGGCACAAAAUUAAAGAAUGAUUUCAAAAUUAAUGCUCUGCGCGCCGAACAAAACUUGAACGUGAGUAGUGGUACUGCUACAAAUCAAGUAGAUGUUGGAGCAGUGUUUAACCGGAAUUUUGCUUGUUUUCAAACGGAUGCAGCAGUUUUCAAAGUAUUAGAUGGUAAAUAUUCAAAUAUUGGAAUUGCACUACGGAAUUUUGAGGUGGCUUUGGAACUUGUAGGUGAUAAGACACGUUUCGGGUACCGUACAUCAGAUUGUGUUGGGACAUUUAGUGCUGGCAGUUGGAUGGGUAUUAUUAUUUCUGUUGUAUUUAUAAGCAUUCUCUUGUUCGGUUAUCUGAUGCUGCAGUCAAUACAAACAAUGGAUCGGUUUGAUGACCUGAAACAAAAACAGAUCAUAAUUAAUUUCAAAGAAUAA
Messenger RNA from Brugia pahangi, 735 nucleotides. The record is from the annotation of a GenBank genome assembly. Lineage: Eukaryota; Metazoa; Nematoda; Chromadorea; Rhabditida; Onchocercidae.